CGCCCCCCCCAGGGCAGCGCGGACCGACCGAGGGAGUAAGAAGUGCAGGAACGGUGCGUGGGGUUCGGGGCGCGGGGCGCGGGAGUCGGAGCCGUAGCCGCAGCCGCGCCAGCCCGGGGGGCCGCCGGCACGAUGCCGCUCGCCCAGCUCGGGGAGCCCUGGCCGCUCACCGAGCUACUUCCACUGGAUCCGGAGAAUGGGCAAAUUCCCGGAGAAGACACUGGAAGACAUGCCUCCAAGGCUUCCACAGAUGUCCCCUGGACAGAGAGAGAUUCGGCCUCCUGCACCCAGAAGGAUGAUGGCAUCGUCAAAGAGAUAUCCAUUACUCACCAUGUGAAGGAGGGCUCAGAAAAGGCUGACCCCUCCCAGUUUGAGCUCCUAAAGGUCCUGGGCCAGGGCUCCUUUGGCAAAGUCUUUCUGGUGAGGAAGAUCACCCGCCCAGACAAUGGACACCUCUAUGCCAUGAAGGUGCUCAAGAAAGCAACCUUGAAAGUUCGUGAUCGAGUCAGGACCAAGAUGGAGAGAGACAUCCUAGCCGAUGUCAACCACCCAUUUGUGGUGAAGCUUCACUAUGCCUUCCAGACCGAGGGGAAGCUCUAUCUCAUCCUGGACUUCCUCCGGGGAGGAGACCUCUUUACACGCCUCUCCAAAGAGGUCAUGUUCACAGAAGAAGAUGUGAAGUUCUAUUUGGCUGAGCUGGCUCUGGGCCUAGAUCACCUCCACAAACUGGGGAUCAUUUACCGAGACCUCAAGCCCGAGAACAUCCUUUUGGAUGAAGAAGGUCACAUUAAGCUCACAGAUUUUGGCCUGAGCAAGGAGGCCAUCGACCAUGAGAAGAAAGCCUAUUCCUUCUGUGGGACGGUGGAGUACAUGGCUCCUGAGGUCGUCAACCGCCAGGGCCACACGCACAGUGCCGACUGGUGGUCCUACGGGGUGCUGAUGUUUGAGAUGUUAACGGGCUCCCUGCCCUUCCAGGGGAAAGACCGGAAGGAGACCAUGACUCUGAUUCUCAAGGCAAAGCUGGGCAUGCCCCAGUUUCUGAGCACCGAAGCACAAAGCCUCCUUCGAGCCCUGUUCAAGAGGAAUCCUGCCAACAGGCUGGGCUCUGGCACUGAUGGGGCCGAAGAGAUUAAGAGGCACGUCUUCUACUCUACCAUAGACUGGAACAAACUAUUUCGGCGUGAGAUCAAACCCCCCUUCAAGCCUGCCGUCGCCCAACCUGACGACACCUUCUACUUCGACACAGAGUUCACUUCCCGAACACCCAAAGACUCCCCAGGCAUUCCCCCCAGUGCUGGGGCCCACCAGCUCUUCCGAGGCUUCAGCUUCGUGGCUACUGGCUUGAUGGAAGAUGAUGGCAAGGUCCGGGCCCCACAGGCGCCACUGCACUCGGUGGUCCAGCAACUUCACGGGAAGAGUUUGGUUUUCAGUGAUGGCUACGUAGUGAAGGAAACCAUUGGAGUUGGCUCCUACUCCGUGUGUAGGCGCUGUAUCCACAAGGCCACCAACAUGGAGUAUGCAGUCAAGGUCAUCGACAAGAGCAAGAGGGACCCCACAGAGGAGAUAGAGAUCCUUCUUCGCUAUGGCCAACACCCCAAUAUCAUCACCCUGAAAGAUGUGUAUGACGAUGGCAAAUAUGUGUACCUGGUGACCGAGCUGAUGCGGGGUGGGGAGCUCCUGGACAAGAUCCUUCGGCAGAAGUUCUUCUCGGAGCGUGAGGCAAGCUCCGUGCUACACACCAUCUGCCGGACCAUGGAGUACCUGCACUCCCAAGGGGUGGUGCACAGAGACCUGAAACCCAGCAACAUCCUGUAUGUGGACGAGUCCGGGAACCCCGAAAGCAUCCGAAUCUGUGACUUCGGCUUUGCCAAGCAGCUUCGAGCAGAGAAUGGGCUCCUCAUGACGCCCUGCUAUACUGCUAACUUUGUGGCCCCAGAGGUCCUAAGGCGCCAGGGGUACGACGAAGGCUGCGACAUCUGGAGCCUGGGCAUCCUCCUCUACACCAUGCUGGCUGGAUACACUCCCUUUGCAAAUGGCCCCAGUGAUACCCCAGAGGAGAUCCUGACCCGGAUCGGAGGAGGAAAAUUCACUCUCAGUGGUGGAAACUGGGAUACAAUUUCAGAGACAGCCAAGGAUCUGGUGUCCAAGAUGCUGCACGUGGACCCCCACCGGCGCCUGACUGCCAAGCAGGUCCUCCAGCAUCCGUGGGUCACUCAGAAGGACAAGCUGCCCCAGAGCCAGCUGUCCCAUCAGGACGUGCAGCUGGUCAAGGUAAGUGCAGACGCCGCCUGCUCCCUGGCCUCUGCGGGCUUUGGGGCUGGGCCCGUGAUGUCGCUGAAGCUACCACCCAUUUUCCCAUUCAAUCCGGCUUCCCCCCGGUGCCCUGCCUGGAUGGCACCAAAGCUGGCACGAUCAGCACGGGGAACUCCUUCCACAAGCCGACUAGCUCUCCGGCCCUCCAGGGAAAGCCCCGCCACAGGGCAGGUUAGCGUUUUCUUCACAACUUAGCCUUUUUUUUAAAUCUAUUUUUAUGUGUUUUUGACUCCCUGUCUAGUACCAUGCCAGGCUCAUCGAAUGUUUAAUAAGUUUAAAAGAAUCUAUUUUAUUUAUCCCACUUACAUGGGGAAUAAAUGUUUUUUAAAAUGUCGAGCUCCAAAUUCUUCCCCUCUCUUCACUCCUUGAGAAGGCAAGCGAUCUAAUGGUGGGCCCUUGCUUGACCGGAAGCCCUGGAGGGGGGCUCCGCUUCCUUUCUGCGGGUCCCCGCUUGGCGCUUGGGCAUGGAUCGGGGGAUCGGGGUCACCUUCUCCUGCUCCCUCCCACCCUUUCAGGGCGCCAUGGCUGCCACCUACUCCGCCCUGAGCAGUUCCAAGCCCACCCCCCAGCUCAAGCCAAUCGAGUCCUCGAUCUUGGCCCAGCGACGGGUGAAGAAGCUGCCGUCCACCACGCUGUGAAGGGUCCGGGGAGCACGCCGGAGGCCGAAGGGCCGCGCCGUCACUAGACUCUGCACGUGGCGCUCCACCUGCCUGCACGGGGACCCGGGAGCUCCCGGAAAGCAGCCCACCACCACGGCUCCGUGGGAGGACAGACGAGGGGUUUGCAAAGUGCCUUCCUGCUCCCGAAGCACGGCCCAUCCUUGGCAGGAGCGUUCCUGACUCCAAUCCAUCCCUGGACAAGCAAGGCGGGCAGGGGGCGGGCGGCGCUUUCCAGGAGCUCUUUGGAAGGAGACGCUGACUACAGACAAAGGGAGGGCCGCUUCCUCUCCGAAGGGGUUCCGUCUGCCUCCAGGGGAAGUUGGAGCGCGGGAUGCCUGUCUUUGGUGCUCCCUGGACGCCCUCUCGCCCAGGCCCUUUGUCCAGCAGUACGUGGAUUCUUUCUCCCGGAUCCUCUCGGGCCUCGCUUCGAGCCAGAGCACUGAGCGGCCCUCUGCGGCCAGCGGAGCCGGAAGCAGCCCAGGAACAAUCAGAGCGCAGGCUCGCGCCCUCCCCCGCCUGGCCAGGGGCUUGGGGUCAGGAAGCACUUUCUGAAUGACUUGAGACUCCCCACUGGACAGCACUCCUUGGAGCCAAACAUAGUUUUUUGAGAGUAUGUUGGGCUUAGGGAAGGAGAGAGAGGGAGAGAGUUUGGGGCUCAUCUUUGUCUUUGUUUUUUUAAAUUGAUUCCUUGGCUGGUUACUCAGGGUUCGUCUGUCUGUAAGCUUUCUAAUAAACUUAUUGCUGAGUUGA
Molecule: messenger RNA, 3722 nt
Organism: Monodelphis domestica (gray short-tailed opossum)
Lineage: Eukaryota; Metazoa; Chordata; Mammalia; Didelphimorphia; Didelphidae
Source: RefSeq, a predicted model, not a curated record